AACAAGUCAAUUAACAGAGCAGAACCAGCAUAGCGGCCCCAGGUACUGCACGCAGGUGUGGGGAGGCAUAGAGGACGGAACUGGGCAGCCCAGCCGCUGCGUCUCUGAGGUUCUGUGCCCCUGCCCAGGAUGAGCUCCGUGUCCAGCAACCCUGAAGAUGGGGACUCCACAGAGCAGUCUCAGCUGGGGCUAGCCACCGUGAUCCAGAAGUUGGAAGACACCAUCCUGAGCCCCAUGGCCAGCAGGGAGGACCGGGCACUGACUGUGCGUGGAGAAGGCCAGCUGGCCUUACCAACCCCUGUGCCAGCCCGUAUCCGAGAGAUCGUGUCGGGCAGCCUGGCGGAGGAGCCGCUCUCAGGACUGCCAGAGCUGCCAGCUACUACAACCCAGGCACAGGAGGAGAGUGAACUCCUGCAAGAAGAGCUGGCCCGUUUGGAGGACCUGUUGGCUCAGGCAGAUGCUGAGCGGGAGGAGCUGGUUAAGAAGUGUCACAUGGUCAGCCAGAGGUUGCAGGCCCGCCUGGACACCACUGAGGCCCGGCUUCGGAAGUCAGAGCUGGAGCAUAGCAUGGACUUGGAGGAGGCUCUUAGCCGGCUGGAGGUCUCACAGCAGAGGAGCGUGGGCCUUUCCCAAGUAAACACCCUCCUGCGAGGACAGCUGGAGCACAUGCGGAAGGCCAACGACACACUGGCCAGGGAGCUGUCCAGGACAACACACAGCUUGCUCCGCCUGCGGGGCGAGCGGGAGCUGCGGGAGACCCAAAGGUCAGGCCUGAGAGAGCCUGGGGACAUCCUCCCCCUGUGGAGACAGGCCAAGGCUCUGCAGACACAGCUGGCUGAGCUUCGGGUAUCCACUGAGAGGGGUCUCGCUGAUGUUCAGGCCGACAUGGCCCGGACGGCCCAGCGCGUGCGUGUGGCCUGCCUGAGCCUCGAUUCCCACCUGCGGCUGACAGCCAGCAGGGUGACCGGUGACCUGGAGCAGCGGCUGAGGGAGCAGGCCAGGGAGAUGCUGCAGCUGCAGGGCCUCUGGGCUGCUGAGAAGGUCGCACUACAAGCCAGACUUUCAGAGCAGACACUGCUAGUAGAGAAGCUCUCUGAGCAAAAGGAAGAAGGAGAGAGAUGCAUCCUGGCCCUCAAGGCGGACAUCCAGAGACUGAAAUCGAGGCGCAGUGGGGGCCAGAUGGUGGCAGAUGAACUGAGGGAUGAGAUUGACGUCCUGCAUCAUGUCCUGGCCAGCAUCAAGGAGGUGGCCCAGUCAGAUGCAGCUCUGGAUCUGACCUGGGGCAGCAGCAGUGAGGUCAGGGAGGUACAGGGCCGACUGAGGAGCCCCCCACGUGCUGUCUCACCCCACCGGCAUGUGUCCCCAACACGGACCAGCUCUCCAGCCAGCCUGGACCCUGCCCUGCAGGCCGUGCAGGCAGCCAUUGAGAGGCGGCAGCAGAGGGAGCAGGAGCUGUGUCUGAGGCUAGAGUCCUCCCAAGAGGAAGCAGCCGGGCUCCGGGAGCAGCUGUCUGGGUACCGGCAGGAGCUGCGGACCUCACAAAGGCUUCUGCAGGACAGGGCACAGGAGCAUGUGGAUCUCCUGGGCCAGCUGGAGGCCCAAAGGCAGGAGACACAGCACUGCCAGGCAUCCAUCCAUCUCCUGGAAAGGGAGAAAGUAGCUCUGGAGACCACAAUGAAGGAGCUAAGAGCGAGGGCAGACAUUCGGGAUGCGGAGACACAGAAGCUGGAAGUCACAAAUGCAGAACUUCGGAGAAGUCUCCUGCUGCAGGCAGAGCAGAAAGCUGAGCUGGCCCAGCAGAGUGAGCGGAGCCUGCGUGAGAUGGAGGCCAGCCAGGGCCGCCUGGAGCAGCUGGAGGAGAAGGUCUCUGGGUUCAGGAAGGAGCUGGCCACGGCCCGGGAGGCGCUAAGUUCAACACAGCUGCAGAGGGACAUCGUGGAGACCGAAAGGGAGAGCCUGCGUGGUGCCCUGGCCCGAGCCGAGUCUGGCAAUGCUGAUUUGGAAUUGCUGGUGGCGCGGCUGAAGUCAGAAGGGUUAGAGCAACGAGACUCCCUGGCCAAGAUGGCUGCCCUGGUGGAAGGGCUUUCCCAGGACAAAGACACCCGAAACCACCUGGUGCUUCAGCUGGAGCAGGAGAGGGACCAGCUCCGGGAGCAGCUGGAGGUGCUGGAGCAGGAGCGAGUCAGCGUCAGGGAGCAGCUGGCACAGACAGAGCAGCAGCGGAGGCGGCUACAGGAGACUUGUGAGCAACUGAAGCAAGAACAGCAGCAUCUAGAAGGACGGGUGGUCCUGCUCGGGCAAGAGAGUGCCCAGCUCCGGGAGCAGGUGGGCCAGGCCACAUGCAAGAAACAGGCCCUAGAGAAGCAGCUGGCACAGAGCCUGCAGGACCAGGAGGCCCAGAUGGACGUUCUGCAAGAAGCUCUCCACGAGAAGAACACGCUGUCGGAGGAGCGGGCCCAGCUACUGGCUAAGCAGGAAGCCCUGGAGAGACACAGUGAGCUUGUGACUAAGGAGGCCGCUGGUCUGAGGGCAGAGAGGGACUCUCUGGAGAAUGGCCUCUUUGAGGCCCAGCAGCUUGCGACACAGCUGCAGACCCAGCAGAAACAGCUAGAAGGCGAGGCCCAGGCUGCUCGGCUCGCUCACAGGGCUUUGCAAGUGGACAUGGAACACCUGAAAAGCGACUGGGAAGUCCGGGAGACACAGCUGCAGUGGGAUCUGGGGCAGCUGCGGCAGCAGGCGGCGCAGCAGGGGCAGGAGGCACAGCUGGCCUUGGAGCACCAGGCGCUGGCCCACAGAGAGGACCUGGCACGGCUGCAGAGGGAGAAGGAGACCCUCAGUUUAUCCCUGGCAGAGGAGAAAGAGGUGGCUGCCCAGUGGAUGGAACAGCAAAAAGAGCUGGUGACAAAAACUACAGCUGAGAGGGAGGCUCUGGAGAGGGAAAUUCAGAGCCUGAAGCAGGAGCGGGAUGAGAGCCUCCUCCAACUGGAGCAUGAGAUGCAGCAGGCAAUGUCUCUGAAGGAAGCAGAGAAGAGCCUGCUGAGCAAGGAGCUCUCUGGAGCUAACAGGGAGCUGGAACGGACACGCCAGGAGGCCCAGCACCAGCAAGCACAAGCUGAGGCCACCAUCGCCACCAUGACCAAAGAGCUGAGAACUCUUCAGGUCCAGUUUGAGGAGGCCAUCUCCACCCACCAGAGGGAAGCUGAAACUCUGAGAGAAAAGCUGCGGGAGACAGGAGCCGAGCGGAGCAGUGUGAGGAGAGAGGCUGAGGGUCUUCAGGCACAGCUGAACAUGGCCCAUGAAAGGUUGGCUGAACUGCGCCAAGAGCUUCAGGACAGUGAGGAGAGUCAGCAGAGUCUCCGCAGGGAGGCCUUGGAGGCCCGCCGGGCACUGGACGACGAGGCUCAGGAGAAGGAUGUGUUGCAAUCCUCCAACACCAAGCUGCGGGCCACCAUCCACAGGGCCGAGCAAGAGAAAGCCAGCUUUAAGCGGUCCAAGGAGGAGCAGGAGCAGAAGCUGCUGAUGCUUCAAGAGGCCCAAGUAGCAGCUCAGAGGGAAGCCUAUGAGCUGAGGACCAGGCUGCAGGAGUUAGAACAGUCACAGGGGGCUACCCACCAGAGGCUCCAGGAGUGCCACAGACAGGUAAGGACCCUGGAAGCUGAGAACCAGAGGAAGAAGCAGGAGGUGAGUGAGCUGCAGGCCCAAGCCUCCCGUGAUGCCCAGCAGCGAAGGAAGAACCUACAGGAGGCCCUGGAGCUGCAGAGGCAGAUAGCUGAGGCCCAGGCUGCCCGGGACGGCGCCCAGAAGGAGGUUCUAGGGCUACAGCAGAAGUUGGCCGAAGUGGAGGCAGCGGGGGAGGCCCGGGUGAAGCAGCUGGAGGAGGAUCUUUGUGAGAGCCGGAGGGCCGAGCAGACCCUGCGGACAGAGCUGCGCAGACUCACCAGGAAGCUACAACAGGCCAGCAGCCAGGCUAGCGACCUUCAGGCCAGCCUGGACAAUGCCAGUAGCAGAGUCCACACCCUGGAGCAGGAGCUGGCCCAGGCUGAGGGUGCUAGGCACAACGCGGAGGCCCAGCUAGGCCGGCUGUGCUCCACACUCCGCAGCGGCCUAGGGCUGUGGAGUCAGAGCCGCUCGGCCUCUCCAGAGAGGUCCCAUUCUCCCACAACAGGCAGCUCCCAGACUCGCCCUGGACGGCAAAGGGCCAGUCCCCCUACUAGAUCCUACUCUCCAUCCCGACGGCCCUCGCCUGCACCUGGAGACCCUGACUCACAGAUCAUAGAUGUGGCCUCUGUGAGGGAUGCCCUGCGGGACAUGACGCAAAAGCUUCAGGAAGCCCAGCAGGAGCAGGAGAACUCUAGCAUCCAGGUGGCCAGUUUGAGCAGCCGCUUGAGUGAGGCAGAGAGUGAGCGCAUCCACUUACAGGGCCGCGUGGAGCAGCUACAGAGGGACCUAACUGAUGCAGAGGAAGGGCAGCACAGGGCGGAGAGGGCACUGCAUAGUGCCCAGGCAGCUCGGGUCCUGCAGAAGGAGGCACUCCAGAGGCUGGAAACAGAGCACCUGGCGAGCAUGCGAGCUGCAAGCCAGGAAAGGAGGCGGAUGCAGGAGCAAGUGGAUACCCUGCGCCAGGCCCUGGAAGACAGAAGAAGGCACAGCCAUCGCCUUCCAGAGAAGGGGAGGCAGUUGGAGCCCCUGCAGCAGGUGCUCCUGCGGAGUCACAGGGAGCAGGAAGCCGCAGCGAGGCAGCAGCGGGCAGAAAGGCAAGCCCUACAGGAGCAAACAACCUCUCUGCGCACCGAGCGGGCCCGCCUACAGGGGGAGCUCGCGGCGCUGCGCACUCGCCUCAUACAGACGGAACAGGAGACCCUGAGGAAGGAGGAGGACACAGCAAUGCUGGGCGCCAAGAAGGAGCUGCUGCAGCAGUCUCUGUGCAGCCUACACCAGGAAGUAGACGGGGCCCUGCGGCAGAGCCAGCAGCUGCAGGCCCAGAUGGCGGAGCUGGAACGGGCCCACACCCAGCGGCUCCAAGCCCUGGCUGCCCAGCACCAGCGGGACCUAGCAGCUGAGGCCGAGAGGCUCCACAAGGCCCAGCUGCAGGCCACACAGGCUCUGGAGUCCCGUGAGCAGGCACAUCAGCAGAGGGUGAAGGUUCUGGAAAGGCAGGUGGCUAGCCUGAAGAAACAGCUGGACCAGAGAGUACGGCGGGAACAGCAGCAGGCCCAGGGUGACGAGAUGCUCUGAGCUAAGCAGCAACCUUCGCUGCAGCUCCUUCCCUGCACUCCUGUGCUGGGUGGCCUGCAUCAACCAGCCGGGACAGCAAUCUCUGGAGGAGAUGCUAGGGUCCUGUACUAUGCACACUAUACUAUAGGGGCCAAGUUCAACAAACAUCGGUGUGUUGUGACAAGAUGCACGUAUAGGCAGCCACCAACCGAAGCACACUAUCCCUUCAACUCCUCCCCAGACUGCAGAGGUCCUGCCUUUGGGGACCUUAGCCUCCAGCUGGGCUGAACCGCACUGCUGGUCACUGCUCUUCAAUACUCGUUCCUGCAUUGGCCACCCCUCAGACCCAUAGCGGGCCUUGCGCUCCAUUUUCAGAUUGGACCCACUUCUUGGGCUAAGCACUGGUGGCUGGGCCCUGUCAGACCAGCUCCCUCGCCACAGGCUGCAAUCCAUGCCCUCAGCUCCGUAAACACAGGGAAACACAUGGAAAACAUUUCCACCAGCCAGAGCCAAAAACACAAUGUCCUGCAAGGCCAGCCACCACACCCCACAUCCAGAGGCCGCAGGAUCUUCCCCAUCCAGGAACUGCAGUCCCGGAGCGGUGGCAGGUGGCUGGAAAUGGCUCAGAUGCAAGUCCCGUGACUCGCUGGCCACAGGGGCGUUGGAGAUAUGAAGCUGUUCCAGCAUCUCCCAUUUCCAAACCCAAAAUGCUGGGAAAUGCCAGUGGGGGAUCCUGCUCUGGCUGCUAUGAAGACGAAGGUUGUCAUCUUACCACAGCCUGCUCCUGCCUCACCUGUUGGCAUCUGUAUGCCUCUCCCCUAUUUAGCAUGGGUCAGAAUGACUUGUCUUCCUUUCCAUCCAGCCUGUUUGAUAUUGUAAGCAACACUUUCCAGUACCUCUGAGCUACCGCCAGGCUGGUGAAUGCUUGCCUGCAUCACAGGGUGCAGUUGCCACAUGGCUGUGCUUCUGCCGACACCUCCCAAAGCAUCUUCGAGGACCCUGGCAUGGGGCAGGAAAGGCCAGAGGUUCCUUGGCGCCCAUCCAAUAGCCAUCAUGUAGCUAUGGCCAAGACUGUGACAACCUGUCAGCGUACUUCGAGAUCACCAGGGACUCAAAAUCAGCCAUCCUGUCAGGCCUCUGGUUGAACUUAGUAACCAGACCUGCACCAUCAAGGUGGGCAGAUAGGUCCAUCACUGAUGGCGGUGUGAAGAAGGGGGUCCAGCCCGGGCCCUGAAAGGAAGAGCACAGAGACCCAUGGGCGACAGCUUCCCUGGACAAAGGACAAGUUGGCGGUGGCAUAGGUUCCCCGACAUGUGCCCACCUACGGUUUCCAGGUACCAGCGAACACUGAGCCUAGUGGAGGAGAGUGGAUGGCCCUUCCACCAAGGACUGAGAAACUAGGUCUUUCUAGUUGGCCCUCACCUUCCUCCUUCCUGGUCUGCAGUUCCUGCAUGGUAGUAUUGAACUCCCUGCUCAAGGACGAGGGUGGCUCAGAAGCCGGAGAUUGCCACAGGAGGCAGGGAGUUCUCCACUGCUCAUUCAAGGAGUUCAUGUACAGUGUCAAUGCCUUCCUCCUCCUGUCCUUGCAGGGCUCACUGGUGUCCCGGGGACAUCGGUGGGAAUGAAGCGGAGGAGGUAUCCCGUAAAUGUACACGGACAUACUUCAGUAGUGAGAGGCCUGGCUACUUCUCAGCACCAAAGUGGAAGAUACCGUGACCAGGGUGCUCCCUGGUGACCUGGGGCCUUUACACUGGCUGCUCAGAAGAGCACUCAGAGUACACUGAAGGCUUCUGAGAGUGCCACGCUUUGAGUAUUUAAUUGGUGCAGGGGAUAUUGUUUUUACUCAACAUAAAGGAAAGUAAUGGGGAAAAGAUGUUUUCUUAAGAUAUAUAUAUAUUGCAUUUCUCUAAACAUUUUCUAAGACAUGUGCACACUGGUGUGUGUCAGAGUCUGGUGAUUGCUGCCCUGGGCAGAGUAGCGACUGCAGAAGACCUUCAUGGCCGUGCUCUGAGAUCACCUUUCGUGGGUGAUGAAAACUUCCUUGCAGCUGGGCCAAGAUCAGAUGGGUAACUGACUAUUGGCAGCCAGUGUGUCAAAUCCAGGACCCCACAGCUCACUCCAUUCGGGCCUUGCCCCAACCCACCUGCCCAAUGGAACAGUAGGCACAGGGAUGCAAACUACAUCCAGCCUUCGGCAAAGGUGAGGCCAACAAAGGAGGCAGCUGGGGUGAACAAUUCAGGUUAUGCAGGUGAUGGGGGCCUUCUGGCUCUUGUCCUCCCCGAAGUUUGAGAGGAAAGGGCUCUGAUACCUCACUGCUGGAACUGCCUAGCCCCACCUCCAAAGAAAGGCGGGCGGUUUCUCUUUUUGGACUGGCCCACAUUUGGUUCCUGGCCUGUACCAAGUCCGAUGGAUCCCAGCAUCCAUUUGGGAGGUCUUAGCCUCAGAUGGGUGUCUCAGCUCUGCGCCUCACCCAAGCAAUCUGAACAGGCUCUCUGAGUGUGUCUAUGGGAACGAAAAAGCAGCCCUCAGGCCAAGUCCUGCCACAUGGAGUCUCAGGGCUGGACCCUGGACCCCAUGUGUAGCUCCUCGGCUGGCAUCAUAAAGAUGAGCCUCUGCCCACCUAUCCACUUCAGGGGUUGGGGAGCACAAAACACAGAAGAGAUAUCUCCCAGGGUUCUGAACACUAGGAGACAGACAGACAAACAGAUACACACACACGCACAGAGGGCCCAGAAUCAGGCAUUGGCCCAGUUCUUACUGGAGACAGAACACAAAAUCUGACAGACACAUGCCAUCCUGCAACCUAUACUGAGGGUGCUAACAUUCCCUCUGACCAAGGGGCUCUGGCCACGCCCUUGGAUGCCCCAAUUUGGAGCCACCAGCCUUACCAGUUUCUCAGGUCACUGUAAGUAGAAAACAAACAGAACAGAAGGGCUUGAGCCCAGGGAGAAUUUGGAGAGAAGGCCAGACUAAGAGCUGGGAUGUCACCUCAAGAGACUGGCCAGCAUCAGACCUGGAGCAGGGGGCAAAGGUUCCUUCCUCUUGACUCUGCUGGAGCAGGAUGCAACCGACAUGCACUGCUUAUUUGAGAUGUCUAAAACGUUAAUAUUUUAAAAAUACAUCCUGUGUCUUUUAACAAUGGAGAUGCAUCUGAGAAAUGUCACUGGGCAACUUUGUCACUGCAGAGCAUCACAGAAUUCAUGACACAAACCACGAUCACCACAGUAUUCCUGGGUGACCCACUCUUUGGAGACCAUCUGGAAUAUGUGAUCCGUGCCUGACUGCAAGAUUGUUAUACAAGAAAAUAAAACCUCGCAGGAGGCAUGUAAAGAUCACACCAGCACACAUAAUCUGAACCCCACUGCUGCAGAGGAGAAACUUGAGCACUUCCUUUCUCCAGAACACACAUUUAGGAUGGCUGUAAUGGGCAUGCUACUCUGAAUGCUGUUUCCCAAAUGUUUUGCUUGGCAUGGUGUCAUCAGAGUUUUCCCGAUGCCUUUAAAAAUAUCCCAGCGGCAUGA
Molecule: messenger RNA, 8735 nt
Organism: Mesocricetus auratus (golden hamster)
Lineage: Eukaryota; Metazoa; Chordata; Mammalia; Rodentia; Cricetidae
Gene: Crocc2
Product: ciliary rootlet coiled-coil, rootletin family member 2
Source: RefSeq, a predicted model, not a curated record